Molecule: messenger RNA, 507 nt
Organism: Fusarium mangiferae
Lineage: Eukaryota; Fungi; Ascomycota; Sordariomycetes; Hypocreales; Nectriaceae
Exons: 3
Coding region: 1-507 (168 amino acids)
Source: RefSeq, a predicted model, not a curated record
AUGAAGCUCCUCACUCUCAUCUCUGCUCUCGCUACUGCGAGCCUCGUGUCCGCGGACCAGAGGUCUCAACUUGAACAUCCCAAUUGGCCCCCGAGUCGCUUAAGUGCCCGUGGUAGCACUUGCCCCAGGCCCAUGUGUCAAACACCUUCUUCUCAAGGGCCGAAUGACGCUCCUGCCUGCGGCGACUCCUACGCAGCGUGCAAGUUCGACCAGUUCCCUUGCGACGACUACAUGACUCCGAAGGUUACCGACACUCACCAUUGCUACUGCAUCUUGGCCAACAAGAAGGCAAUGGAUGCGUACUGCCAGGAACGCGGAUUCAAGAGUGGUACCAACCCUUGGAAGUACUACUACGCGGUCGAGUGCCACGGUGCUGUCAAUAACAAAGUUUGCAACAAGGAUUGCCAUGAUCAGGGCCGUGGAAAUGGCAAAAUCGACAAGGCGCAUCCGAAUGGCGCAUGUGCAUGCGAUAAGCCUAACCCGCCUUAUGACACAUGCAAGUCUUGA